AUGGACCCUGCCACCGCGACCGACUCGGGUCUGCGCAAGAGGGCCACCGUCCAGGACCAUCGCGACAACGACUCGCCCCACACGUCGUCGGAAACGCUCCAGGCCGCCGCAGACCCCGCAAACGACUCGUCCCUCAAGGACCACCCCGCAUCGCACCAGCAUGACCGGGUAAAGGGACGCACCCCGGACGGCACCGUCUUUGACGUCCCGCACACCCCGGACAUGCUGACGUCGAUCUUUGACCCUCGCCAGCCAAAGACGCCGCUCGACCUCAUCACGAUCGCUUCGCUCGCCUCCCAGCUGCUCGCCUACUUUGCCCUCUCGCGCAAGUCGGCCCAGGUCUUUUUCUUCUUCUACUUUUUCUUCUGGCGCGCGUCGUACAAUGCCGGGCUCGGUCACAUCCUCAAGCAGCAGAGCGAGUCGGGAUGGAUCGUCAACCUCGUCAAGCAGCAGGGCUGGAUGGACGAGAAGCGCAAGCCAAAGGUCCGCGCUUGGGUUAAGCAGCAGCUCGUCACGAAAAUGGAGAAGGACUACGACUUCGACGCCCUUCCCCUGGACUACAACAUCUGGCUCCUGUUCCGCUCCAUAGUUGACCUGAUUCUCAUCAACGACUUCGUCGCCUACUCGCUCUUCGCCUUCUCCUGCACGCGCCUCCCCGAGGGCCACUCGGUCAUGAUGCACGUGCUCCGCUGGGUCGUCGGCUGGGCGCUCAUCUUCUUCAACCUCUGGGUCAAGAUGGACGCCCACCGCGUGGUCAAGGACUACGCCUGGUACUGGGGCGACUGCUUCUUCCUCUGCCUCCAGAGCCUCGUCUUUGAUGGCGUCUACGAGAUCGCCCCGGACCCGAUGUACAGCAUCGGAUACGCCGGCUACUACGGCCUCUCGCUCGUCUCGGGCAGCUACGCCGUCCUCUUCGUCUCGCUCGCCGCCCACUUUUUCCAGUUCCUCUUCAUGUGCUACUUUGAGGGCCCGCACAUCGAGCGCGUCUACGGCGAGAAGAAGCCCCUGGCCGCCAGGGUUCCCCUGCGGACCGCCCCCUUCAACGCCGCGUCGAGGCGUGCCGCUACGGGGUCGAUCUCAGCCUCCAAUGCCGGCUCAGAUGCCGUCGCCGAGGAUCAAGGACUGUCGGCGGCCACCUCGCGGGUCGGCCUAAGCACGGCGACGCCGAGCCAGACGGACGGGAGCACCGCUGUCACCGACGACGACGACGAUGACGAAGAGGAGCGGAUGGAGAGGGCCAUCCGGCGCGCCACGCUGCAGACUGCCGCCUCGUCCAACGACGCCAUCGCCUCGCGCCUCCGCGGCUCGUUCUCGCAGCAAGAGUCAGAGGUCCGCGCGACCAGCCUGCACGACCUCCACCACCGCAUCUUCCGCAAGGACACGGUCGUCUUCAAGAACCUCGAUCUGAUGCGCGCCAAUGACUUCCUGCUGGUCGUCGCCUCGGUCUACGCCUUCUUCCCGCUGAUUGUGCCUUCCCUCGGCAACAACGCCCGGCUGACGCUCCUCUUCCUCAACGCCCUCGCCUGGCGCGUCUUCCACUCGGCCGGCCUCGGCGCGGUGCUCAAGGCGCAGUCCGAGAACAAGUGGGUGGUCCGCCACUUCCUCAAGCACUACAACUACGGCCGCCCCGACGACGCCAUCUUCGAGGCGUUUUCCAACUGGAAGGUCAUCUACAACACCAGCCUCGUCAUGACCUACGCGUCGUUUGGCGCGCUGUGCUGGAACUGCUACGCCCCGAUCGGCACCGACUGGACCGUGGGCACCGACCUCCUGCGCCACACGCUCGGCCUCGUGCUGAUCGCGCUCCACGUCUGGACGGCCAACUCGUCGUACAACGUUCUCGGACCCUUUGGCUGGCUCUAUGGCGACUUUUUCGUCGACGAGUACCCGCACCAGCUCUACUACACGGGCAUCUACCGCUUCCUCAACAACCCGGAGCGCUCCAUGGGCGGCGCGGCCUUUUUCGGCCUGACGAUGAUCAGCGGCAGCAAGCUGGCGCUGACGAUGGCCUUCAUCUCGUACGUGGCCCACUGGGGCUUCCUCUCGUUUGUCGAGGGACCGCACAUGAACAAGCUCUACGGCGAGGCGGCGGUGCGCAAAGACUCGGGCGUCACCAAGCAGCUCAAGAACGUCACCCGGACCGACCUCUUCCGCGCGGCCCAGGAGCAUCCGGGCUUCAAAAACAUGCAGGGCACCUUCGAAAAGGUGCACCGCGACGCCACGUACGCCUUUGAGGACUUUUUCAGCAAGAACCGCCCCAAGCUCGAGGGCGUGCUCGAAGACACCAAGAUGAUGCUGCAGCAGAGCCGCGAUCGCCUGCUCAUCGUGCGCGUCAACGAUAACCUGCAGGUGGACCGAUCCAAGUACAAGGUCGAGGUCCAGCCCUCGGCCAGCACGGGCACGCUGCGCUUCCACCUGGGCGAGGCCAUCAAGGUCAGCUGGACCGCACCCACCACCCACUCGCGGCGCGACUGGAUCGGCAUCUACCUCGUGUCGCGGCUGGGCGAGAGCCGCACCGGCGGCAGCGGCGAGAUGGAGCUGGUGACGAAGAUUUCGUCGCAGGGCAAGUGGCUGGGCGUGGCCGAGGACGAGUGGGAGGGCGACGUGCACACCGGCUCGACGGACUCGACGUCGGGGCUCGGCAGCGACGGCGCAGCGACGCGCUCCGCGGCCGACGGCGUCGUCCGGGGCACGACCGUCUUCCAGGGCACCAAGCUGCCCUGGCGCACGGGCGUGUACGAGGUGCGGUACCACCACGACGGCAAGCACAACCUGCUCGCCCGGUCGGCGCAGCCGCUCGAAAUCUACAUUGACGCGCCGCAAGACGAAGAGGACCUGGAGCAGACGUACGCCGUGCUGGCCAAGAUUGUCGCCUUUUCGCUGCAGGCGGCCGACCCGAGGGCGCAGCGCACAAAGAGGCUCAGCAUCUCGCAACCCGCCGAAGACGCGCAGGUGCCCGCGGCGUCGCCGCAGCCCGAAGUCGAGGCCGGAACCGAUCCGGACGAUUUCACCAUCUGGGACCUCGACCAGGCGCGGCGCAUCGCAGAGGCCAUCAAGAUGGCCUUUGGACUCGAACUCUCCACCGAAGUCGUCGUCGCCGAGGCCAAUACGCGCCGACUGGCCCGCGACGUCGUCGAGGGGAGGAAGGUGCUCCGCCCCGAGUUCCGUCCUAGGCUCGUGUGA
Molecule: messenger RNA, 3183 nt
Organism: Pseudozyma flocculosa PF-1
Lineage: Eukaryota; Fungi; Basidiomycota; Ustilaginomycetes; Ustilaginales; Ustilaginaceae
Exons: 4
Coding region: 1-3183 (1060 amino acids)
Biological process (GO): phosphatidylcholine biosynthetic process
Molecular function (GO): phosphatidylethanolamine N-methyltransferase activity
Source: RefSeq, a predicted model, not a curated record